AUUUGUUUAAACAUUUUGUUUCAUUUGUGUUUGUAUUACAUACAUUACCUGCGCAGUUUUCAGCCUGAACGAAAGUCAGAAAUUAUUGGUGAACUGUAGAGAAUGAUAGUAGAUACCCCUAUAAUCAAAUACUGACUUCCUCAGUGUAGACACCUACAGGAAUAUAGCACAAUGAACGAAGGAAGCAUUUUACACUUAUUACAUUGCACAUUUUUUGUAGCUUUUAUAUACAUAAUUUUAGUUUUUAAUAGUGCUUUAAAUGACACAGAAAAUCAGUACGUAUAUCCGCCAUUCAGAAGUUACGGACCAUUUUGGACUGGAGCCCUGUAUGUAUUAAAAUUACUCCCUCUUCUGAAUUUACCAAAAGUCAUCUUUACCUUCCUUGGGUUAGUAUGUUACAAUGCUUUUUCUGGAAAGGUGAAGCUGAAAGGUUCACCUUUAGAUGUUCCACUGAUUUGUAUAAGAAUAGCAACAAGAGGCUAUUUUCCCAUGCUAGUCGAGCGAAAUGUUACUAGAAAUAUUAACACUUGCAUAGAUACAGGAUUGGAAAACUUUAGAAUAGAAAUUGUGACAGAAAAAGAAUUAAGCCUUCAAAUUUCAAGAGUUACGGAAAUUGUUGUGCCUCCACAGUAUAAAACGAAAUCUGGUGCAUUAUUUAAAGCGAGAGCGUUACAGUAUUGUUUAGAAGACGAGGUGAAUACCUUAGAUGAUUCAGAUUGGAUAGUUCAUUUAGAUGAAGAAACAUUACUGACAGAGGAUUCAGUGAGAGGUAUUAUUAAUUUUGUGUUGGAUGGUCGUAAUCAGUUUGGUCAGGGAGUAAUCACUUAUGCUAAUGAAGAGAUUGUGAACUGGUUCACCACUUUAGCUGAUACCUAUAGAGUAGCUGAAGACUUGGGGAAAUUAAGAUUUCAACAUAAUGUGUUUCACAAACCAUUGUUUGGAUGGAAAGGAUCAUUCAUGGUGUCAAAGGUGGAAGCUGAGAAAAAAGUGUCAUACGACAAUGGAAUUGACGGUUCCGUGACUGAAGAUACAUACUUUGCCGUAAAAGCCUGUUCAUAUAAAUAUUCAUUUGGUUUUAUAGAGGGGGAAAUGUGGGAGAAAUCGCCAUUCACAUUAUGGGACUUUUUGCAGCAACGCAAGAGGUGGAUCCGUGGUUUCAUUCUGACUGUACAUUCAAAAAAUAUUCCCAUAAAAAAUAAAAUUUUCAUUGGUAUAUUUUGCUACUCUUGGAUGCUUCUACCGCUGUCAAUUGGUAAUAUUUUCCUUGCAUCUGUAUUUCCUUUACCUAUUCCAAAAUUCCUUAACAUUAUUUUUUGUAUAAUGAGCGCUGUGGAAAUGUAUAUGUUUAUUUUUGGAGUGCUAAAAUCAUUUCCAAUUAAUAAGUUUGGGCCCAUUAAAGUUGCGAUUUUUGCAUUUGGAGCAGUUGCAACUAUUCCGAUUACUAUGAUCGUUGACGUUGUUGCUGUUAUAUGGGCUAUGUUAGAAAAGAAAUGUACUUUUUACAUAGUCAAUAAAGAUGUUAAGACGGCUUGAAUAGUAGGCUUAAAUUUGUGUGCGAUGUGUUUAUGUGGGUACUUGUUAAAAUGCUUAUUUGAAAAAAUAAUUAUAAAGUUGUGUUAUUUUUUGUAUUGUGUAUAAGAUUAGAAGUAGUCUUAAUUAAUAUAACAAUUUUUUUUAUUCAUAUAUGUUGUAGCUAGUUGUAGUUUUUCAAAUGAAUGAAAAUAUAAAACUGUAGAAGUCCAAAUGCGUAUUGGUGUUGCUGAAAAGAUUUUGCAAUAAAAACCUACAGAGUGUUUUUAGUCUUUUAGUUUUGAGUCACGAGUUCAGAAGUUGUAAACAAAUAUAUAACUUUUUUUUGUAGUUUUAAUCUUAAUGUAAUAAAUAUUAAAGAGAACAAUAA
This is a messenger RNA of Leptidea sinapis, 1900 nucleotides long. Its product is annotated as beta-1,4-mannosyltransferase egh-like. Bases 172 to 1533 code for a protein of 453 amino acids. The record is from RefSeq and is a predicted model, not a curated record. Lineage: Eukaryota; Metazoa; Arthropoda; Insecta; Lepidoptera; Pieridae. Gene Ontology annotation, molecular function: beta-1,4-mannosyltransferase activity. The transcript is spliced from 3 exons. Gene Ontology annotation, cellular component: cytoplasm.